This is a messenger RNA of Ceratina calcarata, 4353 nucleotides long. It is a transcript of the gene DAAM, whose product is annotated as disheveled-associated activator of morphogenesis-like protein. The transcript has 12 exons. Gene Ontology annotation, biological process: actin cytoskeleton organization; positive regulation of actin filament polymerization. The record is from RefSeq and is a predicted model, not a curated record. Gene Ontology annotation, molecular function: small GTPase binding; actin binding. Lineage: Eukaryota; Metazoa; Arthropoda; Insecta; Hymenoptera; Apidae. The coding region runs from base 925 to 4185 and encodes 1086 amino acids.
CUUGUAUAAAAGUCACAAUUGUCUUUUUACGAAUGUAACACAUUGGAAACAAUGCUAAACGAAAACGAUCAUAGGUAUACAUCGACUUGUAUGCAUUAUGCAUCUCUGGAACCGCCCUAAUCGGCCCGACGUCGUCGAUGCCCUGCGUUCCUUUCCCAAGCAUUAGCUCGUACGCAUCGCCACGCAAAUUGCAUACGCACGCCUCGUUGCGAGUGCCCCAGCACUGUUUACCAUUUUCGAGCGAACCUGCGACGAAGGAACGUGUGGGCCAGGAGUGGACGCGUACGUAUAGCUGGCUGGAGGAUAAAAAAAGAAGCUAGGGUCGAAACGCGACGUGAGAAUGGUGGGGACUUGAGCAGAUGUUUGGUCCAUGGCACGAGGGCUCCAGUUCCCUAUAGGGUGCCGCGCCAUAAACUACCCUCGGACUCGUUCCCGACGGCAGACGUACAAUAGACUCGGUCGUGAGCCGGCCUUAAGGGCAACGUCACGCGAGGAGACGCGUAGACUCGCGUACGAGGCUGAAUUCGCCGGAGUCGCCUUCGAGGCUCGCCUCUUCCACCACGUGGACUCUGCAGACGCGCCUUCCCGUGAAUCAUCGUCGCGUUGCAUCGACCGAAUCGUGUGCCGUGCGAUUCGAUUCUGCUAUCAGUUGUCAUUUCUGCGCGAGUGAACCGCAGGUUCGGGGUAACUUCCCUGACGAGUGCUCGGGGGGUCGAUCGGUCUCGAUCGGAAAAGGAAUGUCGUUGAGAGCGAGUGCUCGAGUGGGUUUUGAGAGGACGUUUGAACGUGACUCGUGCCCGCUGGACGCGUCAGCUGCGUAGGACCUCGGACGAUGCCUUCUGCGAACGCUACCAACUCAGGAUUCCGAGCUGUCCAGUGAAGAGUCCACAGCCCCUGAAGGAAUUCGUCGGUCGCUGCCAGACGAUGCCAUCGCGGGUGAAGAAGUCUUUCUGCGGUUGCCUUCAGGAUGACGAGCCACCGGAAAUCACGUAUUGCGUCGUGGAGCACACGGGUACGCUCACGCUUCAAGCGAUGACGCCCACCCUCCCGAUGCCGGCCGAGGAGGAGCUGAACAAGAUGUUCCUUGAAUUGGUCGACGAGCUGGACCUGACCCAGGCCAACCGGCAGGCGGUUCUGGCACUUCCGGCGAACAAAAAGUGGCAGAUAUAUUGCUCCAGGAAGGGCAACGGCACGCUGGAGAACGGCGGCCUCAGAACCACCGACCUCAGCGGCGAUCCUGAAGAUUAUAUCAACAGACUGAAAACCAUAGCAAGUAGUCCUUUUCCUGAAGAAGGCGAAGAAGUCUCGAACCAAAUGCGGCAAACGGAGGCCCUGAAGACAGCUCUGAGGACACAGCCACACAGUUUCGUAUUGAGAUUCAUAGAACUCGAUGGGCUGAACGCUUUAUUGCAAGUCCUUGGAACUAUGGACGCAGAGGCGGCUAACAGCAAUCUUCACACGAGCGUGAUAGGCUGUUUAAAAGCAUUGAUGAAUAAUUCGAACGGGAGGGCACACGUCUUGGCGCACCCGACGGCCAUCAACACGAUCUCCCAGUCGCUGGCGACUGAAAAUAUUAAAACGAAAAUAUCAGUUUUGGAAAUCCUAGGCGCCGUUUGUUUGGUACCAGGCGGUCAUCGGAAGGUCUUAGAAGCUAUGUUGCACUUCCAGCAGUAUCACUCCGAGCGAACACGGUUCCAGAGUAUAAUAAACGACUUGGAUAAGAAUUUCGGAAUCUACAAAGACAACCUGUCGCUGAAAACAGCGAUCAUGUCGUUUAUUAACGCCGUGCUGAACUACGGACCGGGUCAAGUUACUCUGGAGUUCAGACUGCAUUUAAGAUACGAAUUAUUGAUGCUCGGUAUUCAACCGAUCAUCGAAAAGCUCAGGAAAUACGAGAACGAGACGCUGGACAGGCAUUUGGAUUUCUUUGAAAUGGUGAGGAACGAAGAUGAGAAAGAACUGGCUAGGAAGUUUGAAAAGGAGCACGUGGACACGAAGAGUGCCACAGCUAUGUUUGAUUUACUGAGGAGGAAGCUCAGUCACACCGCUGCCUACCCUCAUUUAUUGAGCUUACUAGAACACUGCCUCUUACUACCACUCGAUUAUGGCUCGCAUCCGCAGCACUGGUUGCUGUUCGACCGGAUCGUGCAGCAAAUCGUUUUACAAUCGGAAGGAAACGAGUCAGGCACUACCAGAAACCCUGACGUUGCGCCUAUCGAGAUCAACGUGAAGGAGAUCGUGCACUUGCUGGCAAAGGAAGAGGAACUGGUCGCGGCCAGGAAGAAGGCGGAGGAACUGGAACGGGAGAACUCGGACAUGUCUACGAGAUUGGCCAAGAAGGAACAAGAGCUGGAUUUGAGGACCCAAGAGAAAGAAGACAUAGAGGCGAGCUUGGCGAGGGUGAAGGAACGUUUGGAGAAGGAGACGUCGAUGCACAUUGAGACCAAGCAGAGGAUCUCCGAAUUGCAGGACAACCUCGAGGCGUUGUCUCGACAGAUAAACAACGAGAAGUCGGAGAGAAAGCGGUUGGAACAAUUGGUCGCUUCCGGGAGUCUGCCGGACGAUGCCAAGGCGACGAUUAAGAUCGUGGAGGAUGAGAUUCUCGAAAAGGUUGAAGCGAAACCGAUGCCACCGCCGCCGCCGCCUCCACCCUUGGCGCCGCCGCCACCCCCGUGCUUGAUGCCAACUGCCCCUCCUCCGAUGAAGGUGGAGAUAAUUAAAAAUGUUCCUCAACCGAGCAACCCUCUCAAGUCGUUCAACUGGUCGAAGAUCCCUGAACAGAAAUUACAAGGCACUAUAUGGUCGGAGCUCGACGACACGAAAUUAUACAACGUGAUGGAUCUGGAAUCGAUAGAUAAAAUCUUCUGCGCUUAUCAGAAGAACGGCGUCUCGGCCGAAGGAUCGAUCGAGGACCUGAGAACUCUAGGAAAGAACAAGAAGACGAUGUCGGUGAUUGACUCGAGAAGAGCGCAGAACUGUACGAUCCUGUUAUCAAAAUUGAAGAUGUCCGACAACGAGAUUACAAGGACGAUCCUGUCUAUGGAUCAGCAGAAUAUUUUACACAUAGACAUGGUCGAGCAGUUGUUGAAGUACAUACCAUCGUCGGAAGAAGCUGCUCUUUUGGACAUGCAUCAAAAGGAUCUUCAAAGCAGAGCCGAUUGUUUCUUAUACCAAAUAUCCAAGGUGCCACAUUACGAGCAAAGACUGCGGUCCCUUCAUUACAAAAAGAAAUUCGCAGCCAGUAUCGCGGAAUUGACGCCGAGGAUGCGCGCGGUCCUCGAAGCUAGCCGACAGGUAGCCAGAUCCCGUCGGCUCCGAAAGUUGCUGGAAUUGGUCUUAGCUUUGGGGAAUUACGUGAACCGUGGGAACGCUCGCGGAAAUGCCUGCGGCUUCCGUUUGGCCUCGUUGAACCGUCUAGUCGACACCAAGUCUUCUUGCUCGAAGGGCACGACUCUGCUGCAUUACCUAGUUCAAAUAUUAGAGUCCAGGUUCAGAGAAGUGUUGGACAUCGAGGAAGACAUGCCUCACGUUCGAACUGCGGCCAGAGUCAGUAUGGUUGAUCUGCAGAAAGAGGUGGCGAACUUGAAGAACGGUCUUCAAGAUGUUCAAAGGGAAAUCGAAUUCCAUCGGGGCCAGUCUCAGGUGCUUCAGGGUGACAUGUUCUUGCCUGCGAUGAGAGACUUCCAGGCUCAGGCCACGUGUAGAUUAGCCGAGGCGGAGGAUCUAUUCCAAGACAUGAAGACUAGAUUCGACAGGGCAGUGAGACUGUUUGGCGAGGACUCGGCAGGCGUCCAGCCGGACGAGUUCUUCGGCAUCUUCGAGAAUUUCCUGCAAGCGUUAGCCGAGGCUAGGCAAGACGUAGAGAACAUGAGGAAGAAGGUCGAGGAAGAGGAACGUAGAGCGAAACAGGAACAAGAACUUCGGAAGAGGACGAUGGAGAGAAAGAAUUCUCGCGAGGGAAUAUUGAACAGCAUCUCCCUAAGUAAAAAGAACGAAGCGAACAGCAAUGGCCAGAACGACAACAAGGGUGAAUUCGACGACUUGAUCUCUGCCCUACGAACCGGGGAUGUGUUUGGAGAGGAUAUCGCGAAAUUCAAGAGAUCGAAACGUAGACCGGUAACGCCAAGUGGUCAGGAAUCACGCAGGCACAGCGCGCACAGGGAAGAUUCCCGGGAACGGCAUUGAAUUAUUCAGCGAUUUUAGUGACUCGAAUCGUCACGCGAUUAUGUGAUAGAAUGUUGGAGGAAAUCGAAUCCGUUUAGGAACAGGAGAGAGAAUUGAGAUAAUUACGAUAAGUAGGAAUUGUGUAAAUAGAAAGAAACGAAGACUACGAAGCUUUUUCCUACAUUUCUU